This is a messenger RNA of Macrosteles quadrilineatus (aster leafhopper), 1691 nucleotides long. RefSeq lists its product as uncharacterized. The record is from RefSeq and is a predicted model, not a curated record. The transcript is spliced from 7 exons. The coding region runs from base 176 to 1333 and encodes 385 amino acids. Lineage: Eukaryota; Metazoa; Arthropoda; Insecta; Hemiptera; Cicadellidae.
GCUAAAAACCUUAACCGUACGUACUGUGUGUAGCCUAUAUUUUUAUUUAAUUUAAAUGCUAGUAUUGCUAGUACAUGUUCGAGUGGAUAUUCUCAUCCAUUGAUUGUUGUGUUUGGGAAAAUACUCAGUUAGUUUGUAGCGAGAUGGUGCAAUACUCCUAAAUAGGUUUAAACUAAUGGCAGGUACUUUAAGAUCCGUCUGUCGUAAAGUUGUUCCUGCGGCUCAGGUUAUCCCUAACAUGAGGAAACAUAUUUUAUUGCUGAAUACAAGUUUUUCUGAAUCAAAGUCCAGUAUCAAAGGGGGAUAUGUCAGAUCAGCAUUCCUCUCAGAGUUUUUAUGCAAGAGAAAUCUGAGCAGCGUUCCAGCUGUGAAAUUGAUUGACGAUAAAUUAACUCCUUCAAACAACUGUGUAGCAACACCAUCUUUUUCUGAAUCAUCGAACGGAAACUUUCCCAAACCUGACUUGGCCGACAUAGAAUACCAUAACUACGAAGAAAACUCAAGCACCAACAAUUUACCAAACAAAUAUAAACUUCAAACACCUGUGAACAGUUUAGCCAAAGAAAUUUACUUGUACAAUGGCCAUUUGCGCUCACUUUCCUUCAGCAAACCGUCUGUUGAAAUGUUUUCUGAUUAUGAAAAACGAAUGAUUGUGCUCUCAGAGGCAAGUAAAGACCCGACACCAGAACCAUCAAAUGGUACCAGUGGAAGACCUUCGGCUGAACAGCUUGAACAUGUCUUCAAUGUUUUAUCCGAAAAUUUACCAAAGCUUUUUGUCCACCCUCUCGACUACACGAUAUACCAUCCUCAACUAAUUUUUGAAAACAACAUUAGGGGCACUAGGACAGUAGGAAUCUUUCAUUACGUGAAGCAAAUAGCUCUAUUAAGGAUGAUCGGUCAUUUCAAAUUUGCCUAUGUUAAAUUCGACAUUCUCAAAAUAACAGCUCAUCCUGAAGACGGAACUGUAAAGGUUAGGUGGAGGAUACGGGGAAUUUCUGGUAUGAAGGUGUUUAUGAACUUCUGGAAAUUCAACAUUUUGAAGAUAAGGGAGGCAAUUGACAGAGAGUCUGAAUCUUGGUACGAUGGAUUCUCCAUAUUCUAUGUUGGUGCUGACGGAAAAGUGUACAAGCACAUAGUAGACAAGAUGCAACCGGACCCGGAAGAAAAGCUUCAGCCUGUCAACCAACUCAAGUCCCCUCUGGCAACCAAGCUGGCCCUGAUGUUGGGUCUAGUCCCGCGGGACAACCUGGACCUCUCCCAGCUUCUCUCCUUGUUCCAGGAGAACACAGAGUGUCUACAGCACGCCAUGCUCCCACUAGACAAGAUAGCUUGAACAAGUCACACUUUUGUUUAGUUGCAAGUAGACUCAACUUACAUUAAGUUGAAGCCACAAUGUCUCGCUACUUUCAUCCUAAAUGUCUCUCUAGUGAUUUCUAAAGAAAAUGAAUUGGAAAUUAGGAUUCCUCGCAGGUUUUAUUGUAGUAGAAAUAUGUUAAAAGGAGCACAAUUUCAUAAUAAAAAUAGUACAUUUUCAUGCCUGAAAGAUAAUGUUGACACAAUUUGAAUCCAAAGUAGUUUUCAAGUACGUUUAACACGGUUGUGUUGCAUCCUGUUAUAUUAAUGUGUUAUAAUUUAUUCAAAUGUUAAUUUUAUGUAAAUAGAACUCUGUCCCAUUAAAUGUGUUAUUGUUA